This is a messenger RNA of Spathaspora passalidarum NRRL Y-27907, 1101 nucleotides long. RefSeq names its product Ifr2p (gene IFR2). The coding region runs from base 1 to 1101 and encodes 366 amino acids. The record is from RefSeq and is a predicted model, not a curated record. Lineage: Eukaryota; Fungi; Ascomycota; Pichiomycetes; Serinales; Debaryomycetaceae. The transcript has a single exon. Gene Ontology annotation, molecular function: oxidoreductase activity, acting on NAD(P)H.
AUGACAUUCAGUUCGACAAUUAAGGCAUCUGUUAUUUCCGGCUCUCUCGAAGAGAAUCAAUUAGCCACUGUUAAGGAAAUUGAGCUUCCUCCUAUCAAGCCAUACCAAUUAUUGAUUAAAUCUGAAGCAUUUGCCGUUAACCCUACUGAUUGGAAACACAUUUUAUAUGGAUUAGGUAAACCUAAUAACAUCAUUGGAUCCGAUGUUAGUGGGGUUGUUGUUGAGGUAGGUUCUGAAGUUGAAGGAUUCAAAGUCGGGGAUUACGUUAAUGCUUUCGUUCGUGGUAAUACUUCUGAUACUGAAGGUGCCUGGGGUGAAUAUGCUAUCAUUAACCCUAAGGUUACUGUCAAGUAUGAUCAUGAAUUGAAGCAUACCGAAAGUAAUGAAGCUGGUCUUAUCAACUCGUUUGAAGGAGCUGCUAGUGUAGGUUUGGGUUUGGUUACUGUUGCAUUGUCAUUCUCCCAUUACUUGAACAUUGACUAUGAUCAGGCUAAGAAUAAAGACAAGCAUAUCUUGAUUUGGGGUGGUGCUGGGGCCACAGGUACCCUUGCCAUUCAAAUUGCUAAGUUGGUCUACGGAUUGAAAGUUAUUACUACUGCAUCACCAAAGAACCACAAGUACUUGAAAUCCUUAGGUGCUGACUACGUCUUUGAUUACAAUGAUGAUAAGGUUGUUGAACAAAUCAAGGAAGUUGGUAACAACAAGAUUGUUUAUGCAUUAGACACGAUUGCUUUCCCAGAAACUUUCCAAAAAGUUUAUGAUGCCACUGAAGGUGCUCCAGAAGUAUUCUUAGAUUCAUUAUUAGGGGUUGAUGGGUCAGUUAUUGAAACCAAGCAAGAAAGGGUUGUCCAUUACGGAUACACUUUAGCUUAUAAUGUCCUUGAUAAAGAAGUUGUUUUGGGUCCUGUUACCUUCAAACAAACUCCAGAAUUGUUAGCCAACUACGAAGAAUUCUGGAAACAAUAUUUACCAAAGUAUCUUGACCAAAUCAAACAUGCCAACUUGUUGAUCUUGAAGCCAGGUUUGGAAAGUGCUAAUGAAGCUUUGGAAUUACUGAAACAAGGUAAAGUUUCAGGUCAAAAGGUUGUCUUUAGAUUAUAA